UCCACCUACUUGGACAAUAAACAAUAUGACCGCACUCAGUACAGACAAUGUUCAUUAUUGCACAAGCUUUUCGCGCAGGCCCCUCUUUGUUUGUCGGCACGUGAGCGGGUACGGUAAAACCAUGUGGACCGUGCACCAAAUGGGAUAAAUGGCAUUCAGUAGCGAGACAGCGAGGAGAGCAGGGGAUGUGCUUAGAGAGAGGUUGUUUGGGGUGAACAAUGGUGUAUCGUUGCACGGAGGAGACGGUCUCCUUGAUCAACAAUCUAAAGCAAUCAGGGAGCUCCAGGAGCUGCUACAGAGGACAGUCAGUCGUGGAGAGGGGAAUUCCCUACUUGUAAUUGGCCCCAGGGGAAGUGGAAAGACUUGGGUAUUGGAACAAGCCUUGAAGAAAGUGAGUAGCCAUGCACAGUGCAAAGGGAACUUCAUCACUGUUCACCUCAAUGGUUUGGUCCACACUGACGAUCGGCUGGCUUUACUAGAGAUAGUCAAACAGCUGGACGUAAAAGAGGAUUUCGGAGACAAGAUCACGCUCUCUUUCUCUGGACUCUUGGAGUUCCUUCUGCAAGCUCUGCGAGAAGGUGAUGACAGCAAGCAGAGUGUGGUCGUCGUAUUGGACAACUUUGACCUCUUCACUCAUCACAAGAAUCAGAUGCUUCUCUACAACCUGUUUGACAUUGCUCAGUCUCGGAGCACACCUCUUGCCGUGGUUGGCCUCACCUGUAGACUGGAUGCCGUAGAGCUACUGGAGAAGAGGGUAAAGUCACGUUUCUCACACACACAACUCACUCUUUUCAACGAGCACACGUUUGAGCAGUACAUUCAACUGUUCUGUUCUCUGCUAACACUACCGGACAAGUUCCCUGAUCGGAAGUACAGAGACAAGUGGAAUACACACGUCAAGGAGUUGAGCGAGGACGCUCGGGUGAGGGACAGUUUGCAGAGGGUCUAUCGUUUCUCUCCCGACGUUGGCUCUCUUAUUAACCUCCUGACGGUCCCAAUUUGUCGUCUUGGUCUGAGAGACACGUUCCUCCGCCCCACGGACUUUGUCUUCUCCCUUAAGCUGUUGGAGAAGGAGGCAGUGUCAGCCAUUUUGUGUGGUAUCUCUGUCCUGGAGCUAUGUCUGGUGAUAGCCAUGAAGCACGUUCAAGACAUCUCAGAAGAUGAACCCUUCAACUUUGAGAUGGUCUAUAGCGAGUACAAGAAGUUCACUCAAAGGUCUCAUUCUGUUGAAUUCUUUGGCAAACCAGUGGCUCUGAAAGCGUUUGAACACUUGAUUGCUCUCGAGUUGGUGUGUCCGGCCGACUCUGGCGGGCUGCCCACUACUCGUAGUCAUGGCAACAAGGUGAUGAAAGAGUACCAGUCCGUUGUGUUGACGCUGGGAGAGGAUCAGUUUAAAGAAGCCAUACAGAGCUAUCCUAACUGCCCCACUGAUGUGCAGAGAUGGGGGAAAACUACUGGAAUAGCUUAGUGUGUAUUUGUUGAUUUUGGUUGUGACCUCGAUUGCUUAUCAUUCCCACAAUAAUUAUUGUGAUUGCAAUCCAUAUCUUGAUUUGCUUCAA
Molecule: messenger RNA, 1559 nt
Organism: Halichondria panicea
Lineage: Eukaryota; Metazoa; Porifera; Demospongiae; Suberitida; Halichondriidae
Product: origin recognition complex subunit 4-like
Exons: 12
Coding region: 149-1468 (439 amino acids)
Biological process (GO): DNA replication initiation; DNA replication
Cellular component (GO): nuclear origin of replication recognition complex; nucleus
Molecular function (GO): DNA replication origin binding
Source: RefSeq, a predicted model, not a curated record